Microtus oregoni (creeping vole) is the source of this 1282-nucleotide messenger RNA. Its product is annotated as natural killer cells antigen CD94-like. The coding region runs from base 1 to 1041 and encodes 346 amino acids. The transcript is spliced from 10 exons. NCBI's taxonomy places the organism in Eukaryota, Metazoa, Chordata, Mammalia, Rodentia, Cricetidae. Gene Ontology annotation, biological process: stimulatory C-type lectin receptor signaling pathway; positive regulation of natural killer cell mediated cytotoxicity. The record is from RefSeq and is a predicted model, not a curated record.
AUGAACAUUCAGGCAAAGAGUGAUGUCCGGCGCUUCAGUUUUCCUGAGCUGGUCUUGAGUGGCCAUGGCAGUUCUACCUCUAGGGAAAAUAUUUUCAUGGGCUCAAGUUUGAUGUUGUUUCCUGUGGCCAUGCUUUGCCAGAAUCACAACACUGUUGCAGUUACAAUGAUAAUGGUCAACCACAACUACACUUGCAAUGCUCCCUUGUGGCCCUUCUUUCUUCCCUCCUGCAUCUACUGCUACAUGGUUUCUUGGCAGACAGCUACCCAGAGAGUAACAAGCUUCCUGCUGAGCUCUGAGAUCCACAUCGUUCUUAAGCAUAAACACAUCUCCUCUGAAUCAGCCUUGGACCGUCACUUCUCAUGGCAGAAUGAAACUGAAACUAAAUUGUUUCACUCAUCAGCAUCAUGUUUCUACUACGGGAAUAAAGAAUGCCAAGUAAUAAGGACACAAGUCUUGCAGAUUUAUAAAUUUGUUUUCUGUGCUGUGGCUUCUUCACUGAAACCUCGUACUGUUGUUUCUAGGAUAAAUCUGUGGAGGCUGAUGUCUGUGAUCUUUGGGAUAAAAUGUCUUUUGUUGAUGGUUACUUUGGGAGUUUUGAUGAAAAACUCAUUUACUAUACAGAGUAUUCAACCAACACCUUCUCCAACUUCCGUCGAAGAAGUUUCUGAAUGCUGUGCUUGCCUAGAAAAGUGGGUUGGAUAUCAAUGUAACUGUUACUUCAUUUCCAAAGAAGAAAAAUCUUGGGAAGAGAGCAGAGAUUUCUGUGCUGCUAAGAAUUCCAGUCUUCUUUAUCUCAAAACUAGAAAUGAAAUGAAUUUUAUGAGCUCCAGUCAAAUGUAUUUCUGGAUUGGAAUGCGUUAUAAUCAAACACGGGAUGCCUGGCUAUGGGAGGAUGGCUCAAGCCCUUCAAAAGAUCUAUUUCCAGAGUUCUCAUAUAACAAGACAAAGAACUGCAUUGCAUAUAUCCCAAGCAAAACUAUUUACAUCGAACCCUGUAAAAAUAAAAACCAUUUCAUCUGUAAGCAACUGCAUAUUUAAAUAGUUCUUAAGGCAAUGGGCAUAGACAAGAGAGGUCCAGGAUUAGUUCAAUAUUACUUAACUCUCACAAUAUUACUACCUUUUCAUCCUGAGUUGGUAGAAUGUUUCUGCAUGCUAUCAUUUUCAUACAUUUGAACCCAAGUAUUUUAUGCUUGUUGGAUUUUUCAUACCUGUGCAUAAAAUUAGGAUGAAUCAAGGUAGAGAGUUUUUAUAAAUAUUUUGAUUUAAUGCAUGCUCAAUA